Molecule: messenger RNA, 432 nt
Organism: Antechinus flavipes (yellow-footed antechinus)
Lineage: Eukaryota; Metazoa; Chordata; Mammalia; Dasyuromorphia; Dasyuridae
Gene: ATP5MK
Product: ATP synthase membrane subunit k
Exons: 4
Coding region: 123-299 (58 amino acids)
Source: RefSeq, a predicted model, not a curated record
GGGCUGUGGCAGCGGACAGUGAAGGGCAGUGGCUGCAGCGUAUACAUCUGUAGGGUGAGUUAAUUGCGGACGAUCCCGGAUCCCUAACUUCUUUUUCCGGGCACUUCACACGGAUUUCAAUUAUGGCAGGUCCAGAAUCUGACAGUCAGUAUCAGUUCACUGGUUUUAAGAAAUACUUCAAUUCAUACACCCUUACUGGCAGAAAGAAUUAUGUACUGGCCACUUAUGGAGGAAUCGCUUUGCUCAUACUUUACUUCAAGACAAGAUCUAAAAAAACUCCAGCUGUAAAAGAAACAUAAAUGGAGUCCCAAUGUGUGCGUGUGUGUGUAUGUGUAUACUUUGUCCAACAUCAAGUUCCCUGGCUGAAGGAAGAUCUGCUGUCAAUUUAGCAUGUGAUCUACAGUUCUUGAAAUAAAACAUGAACUCAGAAAA